AAUUUAUUCGUUAAUGGGAGCUGAACAAAGUGAUACUAAUGAAAUGAAAACAUAAUAAUAAUACUAAAUGUUUUUAUUGUAAUAUUCAAAGGAAAGAGAAUCAGAACACAACUAAUUUGGGUUGGUGAAGUUAUAUAAUCAUAAUUAAGUAAAUUCAGUUGUUAUAAUUAGAAUAAUUCUAUGAUUUGUAUAAAGAAGUUAUAAACAAAAAGUGAUACUGAAUUAACAUAGAUAAAAAACCAUUUGAGAAAGAGGAAAAUUUUUGUUCAUCCUAAUUUAGUGUAAUUAUUAGCUGUUCGUACUUGCAAUGAAUAAUCUAUAUGUUCAGAUUCAAGUUUAGUAAUGGUUGUUUCAGAGUAUUUUGCAGAUACUUUAGAAAGUGAAUUAAAGAAGAGAAGACAACCACUUAAAAGAUUCCCAGAAUCUCAUAUUUGGUUGUUGAUCUAAUAAAUUGUAGAUCCUUUAGCAUUUUUAGAGGAAUAAAAGUAAGUUCAUGGAGAUAUUCAACCAUAGAAUAUCUAUUUGGAUGAGAAUGGAAGUGUAAAGUUAGCAGAAUAUAAUUAUUUUCCUGGUGGUUAACAUGGAUUUCAAAAGAUGUUAUUAAGUAAGGAUCGAGCUUACCUUUCACCAAUUUUAUUAAAUAAUUAUAGAAAUAUGAAUUUUAAAGCUUAACAUAAUGAAUACAAAAGCGAUGUAUUUUCAUUAGGAAUGACUUUGUUGGAGGUAUUAUUAUUGGAAGAAUCUUAUGAUUGCAUGGAUUUUUAAAAUGGAUGCAUAUUUGAAAAUUUGAUUGAUUAAAAAUUAUAAAGAGUAAAAAGAUCAGGAUAUUCAUAAUUAUUAACAAAUUUUGUUAGAGAAUUAUUAUAAAUUGAUGAAAAUUUAAGACCCAGUUGGAAUGAUUUAAAAUAAGUCAUAGAUUAAUUUAGAGAAAAUAUUUGUAACUUGAUUCCAUUUUAUUAAGAAAAGCGUUAAAUUUCACCAAUAAAACUUCUUUACUCAUAAAGUUAUGUACCUUAACAAUAAAUACUGAGUUCUCCUUAAUCUAAGAUAUUAAGUUCUCCUAGAUAACCAUAAUUAUUAUAUUAGACAUAUAAUCAACCAUAAACUUUAUAUUAGACAAAAUAAAUGUAAGCAAUACCAAUGCAAUAAUCAAUAUAUUAUGAAUCAGGUUAAAAGUAAGUACCAAUUAAGAAGACAACAAAAUUAGAGGAUACAGUUUUUAAAUAGGGUUAAUAAAAGGAUAGUAAUUUAGAGAAAACUACAUUAAAACAAUCUGAAACUAAAUGA
This is a messenger RNA of Paramecium sonneborni, 1287 nucleotides long. The record is from the annotation of a GenBank genome assembly. NCBI's taxonomy places the organism in Eukaryota, Ciliophora, Oligohymenophorea, Peniculida, Parameciidae.